Molecule: messenger RNA, 1650 nt
Organism: Effrenium voratum
Lineage: Eukaryota; Dinophyceae; Suessiales; Symbiodiniaceae
Source: the annotation of a GenBank genome assembly
UGGGCAUAGUCCCUUGACCCUUUAGCUUCCGACUGGUUGCCAUGGCACAAUUGCCUGCGCAUCCAGAAGGUCCAGGGCGGACGAGCGGUGAACACUUGCCUCAAUGAGGCGAUGUCGGAUCAGCUGAGGAAGCAUGUGGGGUCCCAAAGGGAUCACCCGCCUUGGAAGGACAUCAAGUUCAGGUGUGCCUUCCACAACACGAUCUACGACGUGCUCAAGAGUCGCGGCUUCCGGGAAACCGAGAACGAGAUGGACUUUGACUUGUUCUGGUGCGACAAGGAGUGGAUCCACGAGGUCUUCGACCACAUUCACCUUCAAGCACACCAGCGAGUGAAUCACUUCCGGAAUCACUAUGAGCUGACCAGGAAGGAUCUUCUGGUGAAGAACAUCCGUCGGGCGCAGCGACAAGCCUUGAAGGAGCACCGAUGCUCGCCGUGUCGUGUGGGUCCGAUUCCUGCCCAAGGCUUUGCGGCCUGCUCUCCGACGACCUUUGUGCUACCCUUGGAGUAUUCGAUGUUUGUCGAAGAGUUCAAGAAGCAGCAAGCCAACGGCGCCAUCUGGAUCAUGAAGCCAGUCGGCAAGUCGCAGGGUCGGGGCAUCUUCCUCUUUGACAAGCUGAGCCAGGUCUCCAGCUGGCGCCAGGACCCAAAGUGGAUGCGAAUACAGAAGGAGGGUGAGAAGCCGAAGCUUCGGAAUGGUGAUGAGGAGGAAGAGGAGAAGAAGGAAGCAGAGCCUUAUGUGGUCCAGCGCUACUUGUCCGAUCCUUUGCUAAUCGGCGGGAAGAAGUUCGACUUGAGGCUGUAUGUCCUCGUGACUAGCUACAGCCCGCUCACAGUCUACUUAUACCGCAGCGGAUUUGCACGCUUCUCGCACGCACGCUUUUCGAUGGAUACCGCGGACUUGUCGGAUGCCAUGAUCCACCUGACCAACGUGGCAGUGCAGAAGCACAACGAUCACUACGACGAAAAGCGAGGUGGGAAAUGGGACCUGCAUUCACUGAAGAUGCACCUCAUGAUGACCGAAGAUCCCAAGAAGGUGCACCAGCUCUUCGAGGACAUGCAGAACGUGAUUCUCUUCUCGCUCUUGUCGGUGCAAAAAGUGAUGAUACAAGACAAGCACUGCUUUGAGCUCUAUGGCUAUGACAUCAUGAUCUCCAAGGACUUUAAGCCCUGGCUCAUCGAGGUGAAUGCCUCUCCAUCUCUGUCAGCCAAUACCGUGACCGACUACGAGAUGAAGUUUGCAUUGCUUGAUGACGUACUCACCGUCUUGGACUUCGAGAAAUACCUACAGGGCACAGAGGACCAAAUCGGAGGUUUCGAUGUCCUUUACCGAAAUGGGGUCCGCGUGGGGCCUCCAGCCACCGCAGCCUACAGGUCUCGCCUGGGCUGCUGCAACAACCGGGAAGAGCAGCUCAGGCGCUUGGCGCAACACUUGGCCGGCGAAGAGAGGAAUCGAACUCCGCCGCCGCCCUCCGCAGUCCCCGGCCGGCGCCGGCGCUGAGCCCAGGAAAAGCUAAUGACGAGAGAUCGGCGAGGUCUCUGGGUAUCUCUCCCAGUGCAUGGGUGAGACGUUGCCAUGGGCUCUGGACAAAACAUCGCCGGGGUGUGCAAAUACAAAGGAUGUUUCAAUUCCAAUCCAGGGAGCAACGGC